Iphiclides podalirius (scarce swallowtail) is the source of this 747-nucleotide messenger RNA. The record is from the annotation of a GenBank genome assembly. NCBI's taxonomy places the organism in Eukaryota, Metazoa, Arthropoda, Insecta, Lepidoptera, Papilionidae.
AUGACGGAAUUACUCUUGGAUCCCAAUAUACGACUUUGGGUUUUCCUGCCCAUUGUGAUCAUCACUUUCUUAGUUGGGAUUGUAAGGCAUUAUGUAUCUAUAAUUUUAUCGUCUCAAAAGAAAAUAGAACUUUUGCAAGUUCAAGACAGCCAAGUAAUGAUAAGAGCUCGUUUGCUUCGUGAGAACGGAAAGUAUCUGCCACGGCAGUCGUUCGCUAUGCGCAGGCAUUGGUUCAAUAAUGAAGACACUGGUUACUUCAAAGUUCAAAAGAGAGCAGCAACUUCACAGAAUCCAAUGACUGAUCCUGGUAUGAUGACUGACAUGUUGAAAGGAAAUGUCACAAAUGUGCUGCCAAUGAUUGUUAUAGGAGGCUGGAUCAAUUGGAUGUUUAGUGGAUUCCUUACAACAAAGGUGCCAUUUCCUUUAACUCUGAGGUUCAAACCAAUGCUGCAGCGUGGUGUGGAGUUGGCAUACCUUGAUGCAUCUUGGGUAUCAUCUGCAUCUUGGUACUUCCUCAACGUCUUUGGACUUCGAACUAUAUAUGCAUUAGUUUUGGGAGAGAAUAAUGCUGCUGAUCAGUCGAAGAUGAUGCAGGAACAGAUGUCUGGUGCAGCAAUGGCUAUGCCACCGGACCCGAAAGCCGCCUUCAAAGCUGAAUGGGAGGCACUAGAGAUUACUGAGCAUCGGUGGUCUCUAGCUACUGUUGAGGCGGAUCUGCUAGCAAGUGUGGAUCAUAGUGGGAACCUA